AUGGGAUAUAAUGAAGAUAGAAUAAAUAUAAUUUUGAAAAUAACUUUUUUAUUGUGGGAAAGACCAUCAAUAAAUCUCUUAAGGCUAUUUAUUUUAUUAACAACAACCAACAAAGAGAUAUCAAUUAUCAAUGCAGUUAGAUAACAAAAAAAUAUAUACAAAGAAUUUUUUAUUUGCUUGUUAUUAGUUGUUAAAUAGAUAGAGUCAUUUCUAAAAUGUUUGCAUGUGGAAACUUUGAAGAAUUUCUUGCGAAGAAAGAAGAGUGAGUGA
Molecule: messenger RNA, 270 nt
Organism: Tetrahymena thermophila SB210
Lineage: Eukaryota; Ciliophora; Oligohymenophorea; Hymenostomatida; Tetrahymenidae
Exons: 2
Source: RefSeq, a predicted model, not a curated record